This is a messenger RNA of Suillus fuscotomentosus, 1756 nucleotides long. Its product is annotated as cytochrome P450. The transcript is spliced from 11 exons. The record is from RefSeq and is a predicted model, not a curated record. Lineage: Eukaryota; Fungi; Basidiomycota; Agaricomycetes; Boletales; Suillaceae. Gene Ontology annotation, molecular function: heme binding; monooxygenase activity; iron ion binding. The coding region runs from base 1 to 1545 and encodes 514 amino acids.
AUGACCGGGACCCCUUCAGUUGAUAGCCUUGCCGUUCUUGCCGUCCUAUCCGUUUCUUUUGUUGUCAUUACUAUCCUCAGGCGGUUCGUUGGGAACAGACAACAUAAACCUCCUCUUCCUCCUGGUCCAGUGCCGCUUCCAUUGUUGGGGAAUGUCUUAUCUAUCAACACAAAGCGACCUUGGUUAACCUAUACUGAAUGGCAUGCUAUCUAUGGAGACUUGUUUUUCGUGCGAAUUCUAGACCAGAAAGUGGUUGUCAUCAAUUCUCAGCGUGUUGCACGCGCCUUGCUGCACAACCGUUCCCGAAUCUACUCCGAUCGACCCUAUUUAGCCACAGUUGAACCAUUUGGCUGGAUGUUUAACUUUUUAUUCGCAGGUUAUAAUGAUGCAUGGCGUCUUAGCCGACGACUCUUCCACCAAACCUUCCAUGCCGAAUCUGCACUCAAGUUCCGCCCAAUGCAGAUCAGGCGGGCUCGUGAGAUGAUCGUCAACCUAAUUUCCGAUCCUCAACAUUAUGAUUCCCACUUUGCAACAUUUUCGUCUUCUGUUGUGAUAUCAGCUGUAUAUGGCUACGAGUCCAGUGCUCAAGAUGAUCCUUUGGUUGGACUCUUCGCACAUUCAAUGCAACUUGGCAUUCCCUGGUUGACUCCAGAGAGGGCAAUCGUGAUCAAAACUUUCCCCUUCUUACUGAAGUUGCCUGACUGGUGCCCAGGAUCCUCGAUCAAACGUGAUGCUCAGAUUUCGACCAAUAGCAUCAAUGAAAUGGUGGAUGUGCCGUUUCAAUAUGUGCAGCGUCGUAUGGCUGACAACUUACUCCUGGACACAUCUUCAAUGGUGGCCGAAAAUUUGCAAAGGGUAGAGAAGCAAGACAAGGCGUUCAAAUCAAUGUUUGAGACCGCCUUGAAAAACACAGCUGCCACUGCUGUUGGAGGUGGAUAUGAGACUACUACCGGGAUGUUGAUGGUCUUUGUUCUUGCCAUGGUGCUAUAUCCAGAUGUCCAGAAACGCGCACAAGCGGAGAUCGACUUGGUCAUUGGAAGAGAUCGGUUGCCUGCGUUUGAGGACAAGAAAUCACUACCCUAUGUCGAUGCAGUUGUGCGGGAGACUUACCGGUGGAUGCCGAUUGCACCACUUGGAAUCCCACAUGCUACCUCGAGUGAAGAUACAUAUGAUGGUCACUACAUCCCAAAAGGAGCGAUCGUCAUGUGCAACUUAUGGUUAGAUACAUCCUGCUCACUCAGCCUUCAACGAAAUAUCACAAAACCUAAUCUUAGGGCCAUUUCACAUGAUGAAAAGCGGUAUCCCGAUGCAUGUCAUUUUAUUCCAGAGAGAUUCAUCGACAUUAACGGCGCGCUGACGGACGAUGACCCUGUGCAAUAUAUUUUUGGCCUAGGCCGGCGUAUAUGCCCAGGCAGAUACAUUGCUGACGCCUCUGUGUGGUCUGCCAUUGUGACAAUGUUGUCCACGGUGGAUAUUUCUUCCGCCAAAGAUGACCAGGGCAAAGCAAUCGAUUUCACCCCCGAGUUCGCGACGGGUAUCACUUAGUACUUCAUUUCCUAUUAUUCUAUCCUCUCGUUACUGAUAUGAUUGUUUAGUCACCCUAAGACUUUCCCUUGUAGUAUUUCAGCUCGUCCUCAUGUUCAAUUGGUGGAACUUCUGGAUAUGUUGCAAACCACCACAUAGUACAUAGAUAUCUGCAGAGUUUGAAAAGAAGAAACCAUUGUGUAUUUUAACUCGCGAUGCUGAAAUCAAUGGC